AAUAGAGAAACGUGUUUCUCUACGUGUAAUCGUCAUUUCCGGUAGCGUAAAUGGCCGCUUCCUACUAUCGAAAAACUGUGAACUUGCUACAAACUCUCGGAAAGACAUGAACGUGUGCAUUAGUUUUUCAUUUUUUGUCAUGGAAUUUUGAAGACACAUCAUUUGGAAUAGAGAGGGUGCUGGAAGAUCUUUGAUAAUGGCUGAGGCAAAACAAGGAACGGAAAAGAAGAUAGUAAAGAAGACACCUCAUGAUUUUAUCUUUGGAAAAUUCCUUGGAGAAGGCUCAUUUUCAACAGUUACAUUGGCUAAAGAAGUGAGCACAGGCAAAGAAUUUGCAAUAAAAGUCUGUAACAAGCAGCACCUCAUCAGGGAAAGGAAGAGUGAAUAUGCCAUGCGAGAGAAAGCUGUCCUUACCAUGGUUAAUCAUCCAUUCAUCAUAAAGCUCUUCUACACAUUCCAGGAUGUUGAACGUUUAUAUUUUGUUUUAGAGUAUACCAGCAAAAAAGACUUGUCUCAUUAUUUAAAGAAACUGUCAUCCUUUGAUCUUCCUUGUUCCCGUUUCUACGCAGCAGAAAUAGUAGAGGCAUUGGAUUACUUACAAAAUGUUGGCAUUAUCCACAGGGAUCUGAAACCUGAAAACAUUCUUUUGAGAGAAAGUAUGCACAUCAUGAUAACUGAUUUUGGGUCUGCCAAAAUCCUCAAGAAUGAUGUUGUUGAUGGAGAAGGCGGAGAAAAUCCCAAGGGGAAUGGAGAUGGUGGAAGACGAAAAUCAUUUGUUGGAACAGCACAGUAUGUAACACCUGAAGUCCUUGCGAGCAAUAAAGUCUAUUUUAGCUCUGAUCUUUGGGCCUUAGGAUGCAUCAUUUAUGAGUUCUUGGCAGGAAAACCACCCUUUUAUGAAAAAAGCGAAUACAAGACAUUUAAAAGAAUCUGCAGCCUUCAGUAUGAUAUACCAGCUUGUCUCAACACAACAGCACAAGAUCUUGUCUCAAAACUAUUGGUUCUGGAGCCUGAGGAACGUUUAGGCUCUAAAGACAUGGGAGAAUUACGGGCUCAUCCAUUUUUUGAGGGCAUUGUGUGGGAGGGUCUUCCUGAGCAGCAAGCACCCCAGUUGCUGCCUUAUCUUCCAGCCACUGAAACGAACCCAGAGAUGUGGAGCAGUCAAUCCAGAACAGGCCUUGAUGAUCAGCGUUUGGCAGAGAUAAUUAUUGGCAAUGAUAACAUACAUGAAAAAGUAAUCCCACAAGAACAAAAUGAUGAGGUGAAUAAUGAAGAUCAUCAAAGGCGGUUGCAAGAGCAGGCAGUCAACAAUGAGUUCCAUGAAUUUGUGCAGGGCAACCUCAUUAUCAAGCAAGGCAAAGUGUUGAAGAGAAGAGGUUUGUUUGCUCGAAAAAGAAUGCUGUUGCUGACAGAGGGGCCACACCUGUAUUAUGUGGACUACGCCAAUAAAGUGCUUAAAGGAGAAAUUCCUUGGUCAAGUGAUCUUCGACCAGAGGCACAGAACUUCAGAAUUUUCUUUGUACACACACCCAACAGAACAUACUACUUGGAGAGUCGCGAGUCUGAUGCACAUGACUGGGUUAAAAAAAUAAAUGAGGUGUGGCAACAUUACUUUGGCAACAGUCAGUAAUGGUUCUGGCUUGUCUUCCUCUUCUCUACCGUCCAUGCAUAUUUGUGGUCUGAGGAGAAAAAGACAGUGAAAACCACUAAUCCUUCAUUACAGUGUCACUUUAGACUGUUACCAUGUUCUUUAAGCGUAUGUGUCUGCAUGUGUGCAUGCCUGUAUGGGUGCAGGUGUUCACAUUUAUGCCUACAUGUGUAAUUGCAAAGGUGAUCAAGUGAAUAAUUAAUGCCCAGAUAACCACAGGGCAUACAAAAGUAGAAAUAUUUAUACUACACUGUUUUUUCCCUUUUGAUUUGGUACUUUAAGUAUCGUUUGUAAAUGCAUGAAGUAUUUGCAAAUCUAGAUGCAUGAGAUGUUUAUUUGGAAGUUCUGUACAGGUUUAUACUGUUUAAAAUAUUGGAAAGUUUAGCUGUUUCUGUAUAUUUAUAGACAAGCUCAUUAAGGCUCAGAAGUUAUUCUAUCUCUAUGUUUGUUUCUUGUUUACCAGUUGCAUGUCCCUCAAACUGUGAUCAUCUUUAUGGAUAAUAAACAGUAGAACAAGGAUGUUUGGACACAAUGGGCGUUAAAACCCUUGUUUGUGUGUUUGUAUGCAAUUGUUUAAUUAUGGCUAUCUUGUGCUGCCUUUUUUGCUGCUCAUUUUUCUAUCUCCGUUUUUGAACACUUCCAUUUGAGAAGUAAACAUUAGUGUUUAAGAAAAAUCGUCAUGUUUUAUUUUCAAAGUUCUUUAUAAAUGUCUGCACUACAAUAUUGCAGGUGAAAAGUGAAUUAUAUGGUGAAUUAGAAAUUAUUACUCCAUAAAUUGCAUUGUAGACCAUACAAGCAUGUCUUAACUUUGUUUUGAUAAAGGAGGAUGAGUAUUUGGUCAUGCUUUAAGCCUUCUUUUUCCACACUGUGCUGCUUAUUAUUAAGGUUCUGCACUGUUUAAGGCAUUAUAAAUGCAUGUACAUUUAAAGGGAUCAACAGGUACCACUUGAAAACAAUAGGUACUCUCACCACAUUGGAUAGCUAAAAAGCCUUAAAUCAGUGUCCCUACCACCAGAGUUCUUCAAGGAGAACUGGUUUGAUAAAGCAAAAAAUGUUUUAUGGAUGCUACACAAUAAAAGUACUACUUUACGCCUCAUUCUCUCCCAGCCUGAAAAUUCCUUCAACAUGAGUAUGCUGAGUAUUAUAUUUCUCCCCUAACCCCCUUUUUGCAAUUUAUGUUGCAGUAAUAAUGCUAUUUUUUAGUUUUACAUCACCUUGAUGGGGAAGAGAUGCAGUUGAUAAUGCUCUGUUCUUAAGAUUUUGGGGAGCUAAGGUUUGUAUCCUGCUGCAUAUGCAUUCAACUUUCUGUCAGCUCCAUAUUUUAUUAUGGUGAUCUGCAAAUCUACCAUUUCACACUUUAGAACUAAAGUAUUUUAGCUUGUUGUGUCUCCUUUGUUAAAUGCCGCUUCUGGCAAAGGCAAACAUUAUGCAAAGAGUCAUUUAUUUUUCUGUGGGCGUGGGUGGAUGUAUUUGAAAGAGUGAGCUUGCGUAUGUAGAGAUUGUUGUAUAUAUGUUCAUACUUUUGUGAUUGUUAUCUUUUUAUCAUAACUUAUGCCUUCCAAGUAAAUUUGAUUGAAGAAGACCUGUUUUAACAGAAAAAGGAGGUUGCUCAGUGGCCUAUCCAUUUUAUAUACUGUUUGAUUUCAUUUUAUAGCUGUUGAGGUGGCGGAUUGACACUUUUUUUGUAAUUACUUUUAUCGCUUUCUGACAGCCUAAGUGAAGAUUAGAAGGGAUAAUAGUAAUCAUUGUCAUGAAGACGUUCCACUCUAGUGCUGCAUUUUUUCUGAUAUUUUAAGUUGGCAUGUACAUUUGAAAAUUAAUCUCUUCUGUGACUAUCAUAAGUCAUGGGAAAAGUCCCAGCUGAUUAUGGCAUUUUUAAAAUUUAGCAGUUACUUUAGAGUAAAAUUGCCUGUCUUUGUUGUUUCUGUAAAGGUUAGUGUUUUGUACACUUUACACUUUAAAUACAAGAUCACUUUCAUUGAGGUCAUUGAUUAAAAAUGUGUCCUUUGUUACUUUUUUGCCAAAGACCUUUCAGUUGAGUUUGUCUCCAUUUACAGUUUUAAACAAUACCACCACAGAAUUAUUCCAUUUGUCAAAUUGAAAUAAAUAGUGCAGCACUUAUUUCAUAGACCAACUAUACCAUCGAUAACCUUCCUGUUAACACUGCUUUCAUUAACCUGUUGGCAUCAUCUUUACUGACAAGGAUGCCUGUGUUUUGUUUUGUUAAUAAAUGUUGACAUAAAUUUUGCUUGCAAGUUGCUUUUUUUAAACUCUCUUUUAAUGGGCUACUCUUUAACUGAUUUUUUAACUUGUUGCAGUAAACACUAAACACAUCUUUGUUAACAGUUACAUUUUUUUAAUUUCUUCAAACAGGAGACUUCUUUAAUAAAGGUGGACAAAAGAUUUAGUUCACAGCUGGAAUUAGAAUGUACAAAUUAUACACUCCUAAGCAGUUUUCAGAUAUCAAAUGUCGAGGGUCAGACCGACCUGCUAUCAGCCUAUUCCCUCUAUAUAAGUAAGAUUCCUUUACUGCCACCAUGUAAAAAUGUGUGCUCUGUGGUUAAGAGUGCUUUAGUCAUACUAUAUAUACAAGGACCUGCAAUGUAGAAUAUUUUAUUCGGUUAUAAUUUAAGAAAAGAAUGCAUGAAGGAAUGAAUCCAAUAAAUUUGUAUUUAAAUAUUUUAUGCGUGUACUAAGACUAAUUUUGAACCAGAAUUAUUUCUAAUCAUUGAGGUAUUAGAUUUAUUUGGACAGAAAGUUUUCUUUUAUUCCUUUGUGUCGUAAAGCAGUUUGGUUUUAAAGAUUAUAUGAAAUGAAUAAAAGAACUUGAACAUGCAUUUGAAAGCUACAAUUAAAAAUCAUUAUAUUCAGAUAUGUUGAAUAACUUCUGCAUCUGCAUGAUUAGUGUUAAAAAAAAGUUAUCAGCAAAAAUGGCCUGAAUUUAUUGUACUAGAUUAAGUUUAAGAGAAGCAGCAGUUAUUUAUGAAUAAUAUUCUCUUGAACAUGUGUUGUAGUUAAGCUGCUCUUAUUCAGCUAAAGUUUGUCUCAUGGCUUAUGUAACAUGAUAUUGAUUUUGUUACAGUG
Molecule: messenger RNA, 4732 nt
Organism: Pomacea canaliculata
Lineage: Eukaryota; Metazoa; Mollusca; Gastropoda; Architaenioglossa; Ampullariidae
Product: 3-phosphoinositide-dependent protein kinase 1-like
Exons: 15
Coding region: 197-1630 (477 amino acids)
Biological process (GO): peptidyl-serine phosphorylation; intracellular signal transduction
Molecular function (GO): ATP binding; protein serine/threonine kinase activity
Source: RefSeq, a predicted model, not a curated record